AUGCCUGUACUUGAUCUACGGCCUACCCGUAAAGGGCCCCUGAGGCUCGAUUCUGUCCCCGAGAUCCUCCGCCCGUUGAUUCGGGCCUAUCUCUUGGGCUAUGCAUCUGCCGUGGCGCCCCGGCUCUUGACAUUAGUGUUACAGCAUGUUGCUAAGAGAAGGCGGAAAGCAGCCAAUCAACUCUCUCUGGACCUUGACGAUAGCUCAUUCUUCAGGUCUGCGAUACGCAUAGUGAAGACCGGAUUCAACCCACAGCGAUUCCCAACUUUCUGCGCCAUUCUAGCUGGUGGCACUACUCUUUUGCAGGAACCCUUGAAGAGUAUUCUAGAGAAAACUGCCAAAGGUCUCACUACAUUCCUUGCUGCAUGGUUUGGUCUGCGUCUUCUGCACUCAUACGAGGGCCGAGCAUAUACAGAAACAGUACCGCCGAAGGAAGGAUCGCCCCCUAAUACGGAACCUCAGACUGUCAGGUUCGCUGGUCGAACAAUGGAUCUAACCCUGUUUGCUGUUACUCGAGCCCUCGAUGUUGUUGUUGGUGAUGUUUGGGCAAGGCACAAGGCCCGCCGCCUAGCUUCCAACAAGUGGACAAAGACUGAACGAUUCGUUUCCAGAUUCGUUGACCCCCUGGUUUUCGCCUCCUCCUCAGGCCUUGUGAUGUGGGCUUGGUUUUAUCAUCCAAAACGUCUUCCACGGAGCUACAACAAAUGGAUCACGUCGGCUGCCUCUGUAGACCUGCGUCUCAUUGAGGCUCUUCGACGUUGUCAUACAGGCGAAUUCCAGUAUGGCAAGGAGACGGGACAGGCACACCUUCUUCAGGGAAUGUGCGUUGACUAUGAGUGGCCCCUUGCCUGGGGAGAUCCCGCCGUUGUUGUACCCAUUCCGUGUCAAAUGGUUCAUAUGUCAAGCGGACCUUCGUGCGAGUAUCAUGCCAUUAGUCGCUUCUUUCGAGCCUGGAAGUGGUCAAUGGCCACAUACUUGCCCCUAACGCUUGCUCUCGCCCUACGUAACCCGUCUCGCAAAGCUCUGCGCCGGGCCAUUGUCUCAUCUUGCCGUUCAUCUAGUUUUCUCGCAACCUUUAUCACCCUUUUCUACUAUGGUGUGUGUCUCAGCCGCACACGCAUCGGACCCCGGCUUCCCGGUGGCACCACUAUUGAGCGUCGUCAACACAUGGACAGUGGAAUUUGUGUUGGCACGGGCUGUUUUCUUUGUGGUUGGAGCAUCUUGAUCGAGACGGAAGGUCGGAGGAAGGACAUUGCAUUGUUUGUAGCCCCACGAGCCCUGGCUACGAUCCUACCUCGACGAUACUCGUUGGACAAGGAGUGGCGAGAGAGGCUAGUAUUCGCCAUCAGCACAGCGAUCGUAUUUACCUGCGUUUCGGAAAACCCCGACCGAGUACGAGGUGUUUUUGGAAAGAUGCUCAAAAUGGUACUCAGUGCAUAG
This is a messenger RNA of Fusarium pseudograminearum CS3096, 1440 nucleotides long. RefSeq lists its product as uncharacterized. Bases 1 to 1440 code for a protein of 479 amino acids. The transcript has 4 exons. Lineage: Eukaryota; Fungi; Ascomycota; Sordariomycetes; Hypocreales; Nectriaceae. The record is from RefSeq and is a predicted model, not a curated record.